AUCAGGAAGAAUUACGUGAUUAUGUACAGGCCAGAUUAAAGGUUUUUUAUGAGGAAGAGCUAGACUUUCUUCUUGUUCUCUUUAACGAAGUCCUUGAUCAUGUCCUUCGUAUUGACAGGAUCUUCAAACAGCAUCAGAGUCUCAGUGGAGCUGGUAAGACUAUACUGUCUAGGUCUGUGGCUUGGAUCAACGGACUACAUGUUCAUAAUAAAUACACUCCUGAUGGUUUUGAUGAUAAUCUACAUACAGUGCUAAGACGGUCUGGCUGUCGCAAUGAGAAGAUUUUAUUCAUAAUGGAUGAGUCUAAUGUCCUCGAUUCAGGAUUCUUGGAAAGAAUGAACAGACUACUGGUCGAUGGAGAGGUUCCUGGAUUAUUCAAAGCCGAUAAAUUCACAACCCUCAUGACCCAGUGCAAGGAGGGGUCUCAAAAGGAAGGACUGAUGCUUCAUUCCUCUGAAGAGCUCUACAAAUGGUUCACUCAUCAGAUAAUGAGAAACCUUCACGUGGUAUUCACUAUGAAUCCUUCCUCUGAGGGUCUUAAAGACAAAGCUGCUACCUCUCCUGCUUUAUUCAAUUGUUGUGUGUUAAACUGGUUCGGUGAUUGGUCCACUGAUGCUCUGUAUCAAGUUGGAUAUGAGUUUACUAAUAAAGUUGAUCUUUAUAAAUCAGAC
Messenger RNA from Amphimedon queenslandica, 671 nucleotides. Its product is annotated as cytoplasmic dynein 1 heavy chain 1-like. The record is from RefSeq and is a predicted model, not a curated record. Gene Ontology annotation, molecular function: dynein intermediate chain binding; dynein light intermediate chain binding. The transcript has 4 exons. Gene Ontology annotation, cellular component: axonemal dynein complex. Gene Ontology annotation, biological process: microtubule-based movement. NCBI's taxonomy places the organism in Eukaryota, Metazoa, Porifera, Demospongiae, Haplosclerida, Niphatidae. The annotation marks the transcript as partial.